Molecule: messenger RNA, 3494 nt
Organism: Mauremys mutica (yellowpond turtle)
Lineage: Eukaryota; Metazoa; Chordata; Testudines; Geoemydidae
Gene: SYNCRIP
Product: synaptotagmin binding cytoplasmic RNA interacting protein
Exons: 11
Coding region: 13-1845 (610 amino acids)
Biological process (GO): CRD-mediated mRNA stabilization
Cellular component (GO): nucleus; CRD-mediated mRNA stability complex; ribonucleoprotein complex
Molecular function (GO): mRNA 5'-UTR binding
Source: RefSeq, a predicted model, not a curated record
AUAUCUGGAAACAUGGCUACUGAACAUGUUAAUGGGAAUGGUACUGAAGAGCCCAUGGAUACUUCUGCUGCAGUUACCCAUUCUGAGCAUUUCCAGACAUUGCUUGAUGCUGGUUUACCACAGAAAGUUGCUGAAAAACUAGAUGAAAUUUACGUUGCAGGUCUAGUUGCACACAGUGAUCUAGAUGAAAGAGCUAUUGAAGCUUUAAAGGAAUUUAAUGAAGAAGGUGCAUUGGCAGUACUUCAGCAGUUUAAAGACAGUGAUCUUUCACAUGUUCAGAAUAAAAGUGCCUUUUUAUGUGGAGUCAUGAAAACAUAUAGACAGAGAGAAAAACAGGGGACCAAGGUGGCAGACUCUAGCAAAGGACCAGAUGAGGCAAAAAUUAAGGCACUCUUGGAAAGAACAGGCUACACACUUGAUGUGACUACUGGACAGAGGAAAUAUGGUGGUCCUCCUCCAGAUUCUGUGUAUUCAGGACAACAGCCUUCUGUUGGUACAGAGAUAUUUGUGGGCAAGAUUCCAAGAGACUUAUUUGAAGAUGAGCUUGUUCCAUUAUUUGAGAAAGCUGGGCCUAUCUGGGAUCUGCGCUUAAUGAUGGAUCCACUAACUGGUCUAAAUAGAGGAUAUGCUUUUGUCACUUUCUGUACUAAAGAGGCAGCUCAGGAGGCUGUUAAACUGUAUAAUAAUCAUGAAAUUCGUUCUGGAAAACACAUUGGUGUAUGCAUCUCUGUUGCCAAUAAUAGGCUUUUUGUUGGCUCUAUUCCUAAGAGUAAAACCAAGGAACAGAUUGUUGAAGAAUUUAGUAAAGUAACGGAGGGUCUCACAGAUGUCAUAUUGUAUCAUCAACCUGAUGACAAGAAAAAGAACAGGGGUUUUUGUUUCCUUGAAUAUGAAGAUCACAAAACUGCUGCUCAGGCCAGACGUAGGUUAAUGAGUGGAAAAGUGAAAGUCUGGGGAAAUGUUGUUACAGUUGAAUGGGCUGACCCUAUAGAAGAUCCAGAUCCUGAAGUUAUGGCAAAGGUGAAAGUGCUGUUUGUGCGUAACCUUGCCAAUACUGUAACAGAGGAGAUUCUAGAAAAGGCCUUCAGUCAAUUUGGAAAAUUAGAGCGAGUGAAGAAACUAAAAGAUUAUGCUUUCAUUCAUUUUGAUGAACGGGAUGGUGCUGUAAAGGCAAUGGAAGAAAUGAAUGGCAAAGAUUUAGAGGGAGAAAAUAUUGAAAUUGUGUUUGCUAAGCCACCAGAUCAAAAAAGAAAAGAACGGAAAGCUCAGAGACAAGCGGCUAAAAAUCAAAUGUAUGAUGAUUACUAUUAUUACGGUCCACCUCAUAUGCCCCCACCAACACGAGGUCGAGGUCGAGGAGGUAGAGGUGGUUAUGGAUAUCCUCCUGAUUAUUAUGGAUACGAAGAUUAUUAUGAUUAUUAUGGCUAUGACUACCAUAACUAUCGUGGUGGAUAUGAAGAUCCUUAUUAUGGUUAUGAAGAUUUUCAAGUUGGAGCUAGAGGAAGGGGUGGUAGAGGAGCAAGGGGUGCUGCUCCAUCCAGAGGUCGCGGGGCUGCUCCUCCCCGUGGCAGAGCCGGUUAUGCACAGAGAGGUGGUCCUGGAUCAGCAAGAGGCGUUCGUGGUGCGAGAGGAGGUGCCCAGCAACAAAGAGGCCGCGGGGUACGUGGUGCGAGGGGUGGCCGCGGUGGAAAUGUAGGAGGAAAGCGCAAAGCUGAUGGGUACAACCAGCCAGAUUCCAAGCGGCGCCAGACCAAUAAUCAGAACUGGGGCUCCCAACCCAUUGCUCAGCAACCGCUCCAAGGUGGUGAUCAUUCUGCAGGGAAAAGGGGUCGAGGCCGGUCCUGACCUGUUACAAUGAAGACUGACUUGCUAUGUGGGAUUACACCAGAAGCUUGCAGUGGAGUAAUGGUAAGGAAAUCAAGCAACCUUAAGUAUCUCGGCUGUAUAGGAGCAUAUUCUAUUGCAGAAGACCUUCCUGCGAAGAUCAUGGAUUCAAAUAUGGGACAUUUUGAACUAAUACUUGGACUUUGAUAUGAAUUUCUUUAACAGUUUUCUCUGCAGUGCAAAUUAUUAAACUAAAGCUACUCUCUUACCCCAAUGUGUUCAACAAAAUCCUUAACUUCUAGCAUGGUAUCUUCAUAAAGAAUAAAGUUCUUCUUUAAAAUAAAAAAUAAAAAAAAAUCUGCUUUAAGUAGGUUUUCCCCUCCAGGUUUUCUUAAUUAUAAGGAUUCCAAAAGUGGUAUUCUCUUGAAUUCUUGCACUGAAAUUUUUAUUGCAGUGGUAUAGAUGAAUGCCAUCAUUGGUAUCCUUAAAUUUUAUUUCUGCUCAUGAAGGUUAAUCAUGAUUGUCUAUAUAGUAAUCACUUUUGGAUUGUGUUCAGAUACAGCAGUUUCAGGUGUAAUCAUCAGAGCUGGUUAGUCAGGCAUUCCAGAUAGUGGUUCUUUUCAGAACCUUUUUUAAAGGGUUGGUUAACUACCUCAGUAGCAGAGGAUUGAACUAUACCCUGUCUGUACUGUACAUAGAAAAUCUUUGUAGAUAAAAGCAAGGCUUGUUUAAUAUGAUAUGAGGGUAAGAUAAUAUACCAAAUGUAACAUUCUUAGUUGCCUUUAGUUUCAGAGGCUUUGUAAGAUUUCCUCAUGACCAUCAUAACAGGCCUUGCUUUUGUCGUAUUUUGUGGCUGAAAAAGCAGCCUUGCUUCUUCAGAUAUUGUAGUUAUUUGGAUGUAUAAUAGUUUAGCAAGAUGUUACUUUUGUAAGACAUCAGAUGUUCAAAAAAGUGCAUCAGCAACUUGUACUAAAUACUGCAGUGUCCCUUUAUAAAAGGUCAGACUAAAACUGACAAGUGUACAGUGAAGCCUGACAUUUGGAUAUUUUGAAGUUUUUCAUAAAUCAUAGAAAAUAGUAUAUGGCUGUAGUUUAGCUUUUUAGGUAAAAGGUAUGUUUUCAUUAGUGCAUUUCUUAUUGCUGAUCGCUGUAAAAACAUGUGGAUCAGCUUUCCAUUUCUCUUAUGUAGAUCAUGAUAACCUGUAGAGUAGAGUACAAUCAUUUGUGCUAUGUUUUUAAUUUUCUAAAGCACCUUGAUGACAGUGAGUGUUCAGUGGUGAAGCAUCCUCUAUUGAAUCACCUUUCCAAAAAAAAAUAAACAAACAAAAAAAACCUUGUUAAGUCCAAACUUGUGUAGGUAAAGACAAGUGAAAUUAUGAUUUAACUUGGACUUGACAAAAUGAGCUUCCCUUAUCCCCGUUCCCAAAGGGAUACUGCAGUUAUACUACAUACCCAUAGGCACCACAAUGAAAAUUGAAGCUUAUACCUAAUUAAGGUUUUAUACACACCAGUUUCCCCCAGUAAAUGCAAAUUUUAUUAAAAAAUUAGAUAUGUCAUAUGUUGAAAAUGCUCAUGGCAAACAAUCAUUUUGCAUUCCUGCAAAUAAAAUUGUUUUAUACUGUAAGCUGGAGGCGAGUGUAACUUAUUUUUGUAAUAAAGUUUUUAUUUUUU